Messenger RNA from Aptenodytes forsteri (emperor penguin), 894 nucleotides. Its product is annotated as separin-like. The coding region runs from base 348 to 887 and encodes 179 amino acids. The transcript is spliced from 5 exons. The record is from RefSeq and is a predicted model, not a curated record. NCBI's taxonomy places the organism in Eukaryota, Metazoa, Chordata, Aves, Sphenisciformes, Spheniscidae.
CCACCAGCAACUCCGCAAAAUUUUUCAGUGACCCCCUGUCCCUCCUGGAGGCCGGGGUUCAGCUGAGCCGGGCGCUGGCCGAGAGCGCUUGCCCCGCGGGGCCGUACUUCUCCCAGGCUGCGGCAGCUCUCGGCGCGGCAGUGGAGGCCUCGGAGCAGUUCAUCAGGGUGCUGGCUGAGAGCUGCCAGUUCAUCGUCUCCUCCCUCAGCGAGUACACGAAGAGGGGCAAGCAGCAGCCCUUUGGCCGGGAGGAUGUGCUCGGCCUCUGUGCCUUCACCGAGGGUCACUGCCGUGUCCUCCACCAGCUGCUGGAGAGGGUUCCUUCCGACGGUGUCAAACAGAAGCUCAUGGUGAAGCAGCUGCUCUACCGCAGCCUCCAGCUCUUUGCCAAUGUGGCCUACGACGCCUUCCAGUGCACCCAGCCGUUGCAGGCGGCGGGCUGGCCGGGUCUGGAGCGGCUGACGGCGGGCUGCAGGAGGAGCGUGGCGUGGAUGCUGGAGGCGCUGGAGGGGCUCCCGGAGAGCGAGCGAGCCAAGUACCUCGACGUCACCGUGUUGUGCACGUUCAAGCUGGCCUACCUCUUCUACAACCAGAACCUUCACGAGGAGGCCAGCUCCGUCUGCGAGCUCUUCUGCGAGAGGCUGGAGACAGCAGAUGCCUAUGCGUGUCCAGAGAUACCCCCGGAGAGGCUGCACAAAUGCUUCAGGCUGCAGGUGGAAAGCCACCGCAAGCUGGGGCAGCUGGAGAGAGCCCUGGCGUGUGUGGUGCAGUGGCUGGCCGCGCUGCGGGGCCGGAUCGGGGAGCUGCUGGCAGAGCCCGUCUCCCUCUGGGUCAGAGUCAAAACGGAUGCUGCGAAACAGGGGGCCGAAGAGUUACGGUUACGGUAAGUCCUGG